This is a messenger RNA of Vollenhovia emeryi, 1617 nucleotides long. It is a transcript of the gene tap, whose product is annotated as basic helix-loop-helix neural transcription factor TAP. Gene Ontology annotation, molecular function: protein dimerization activity. The transcript is spliced from 3 exons. The record is from RefSeq and is a predicted model, not a curated record. The coding region runs from base 109 to 846 and encodes 245 amino acids. NCBI's taxonomy places the organism in Eukaryota, Metazoa, Arthropoda, Insecta, Hymenoptera, Formicidae.
GAGAGUGUAAUUUCUACUCCGUGCUGUGUGCUAUUUCGAAAAAUUUACUUCGCCUCUGAUUUGCCAAAAGUUGAAGGCAUUUGGCAAACUGCAAGUUUGGAUUUUGGUAUGCAAGACACGGUGAUGUCGUCAGAGUACUCAUUCUGUAGCGAGGGAGGCUUCGACGAACUAUCGAGUUCCUCCGAUUCUGGUUUCGAUGUUAGCUUCGAAUCACCGAAACACGAAGUACCAGCCGACACUCUAUUCCCUCCGAUUAAAGAAGAAAAACGUAAAAAAACGCGGAACACUCGUUGCAAAAGUCCCACGCAGGUGCUCAGACUAAAGAGAAAUCGGCGGAUGAAGGCGAACGACCGCGAGCGUCACAGAAUGCAUACGCUGAACGACGCCCUGGAACGUCUGAGGAUGGCCCUGCCGACCUUUCCCGAAGACACUAAGCUCACGAAGAUUGAGACGCUCCGUUUCGCGCACAACUACAUCUGGGCACUAUCGCAGACCUUGGGCAACGCCGAAAGCGGUGAGAUCACGGUGAAUGUCGGCAGCGUUACCGUCAGCAUCACCGAUAACGGCAAUAUGAUUACCUCGUCAACCGGAAGCUGCGCGGUGGCGGCUCAAAAGAGACUUGGACCGCAACAUACCGCGGGUUUCCCGUAUCCACCUCAGGAGCGAUUCGUCGCGCCGGAAUGGCAGGAGUACGAUUGCUACAGCGAUCAGAGCGUGAGUCCGCCGAUGCAAUAUCAGCCCUGCUACGAUCAGAGGAUGUACCAGGUCCAUCGUCCUCAGCAUCAGCUAGCGCCGCCGUCUCAUCAUCACAUGUCUCAUCACAACAACAUGUAUCAGUGUCUUUAAACGUCGACCAAGUGCAGAUAAAUUCUAACGGGUUAAACAAGCUAGUUUCUCUUCAGCGUUCAUUGUCUUUAUUUGUAAAUACAGCUCGGUCUCUCUCUGUCUAUGCUGUUACAAAUACUUAAGAGACACAAGAAUAAUUAUCUUCUGGAUAACUUAAUCAAAAAAUUAACUAGAGGAAGAAAUCGAGUAUAACUGUAGUUGAAGAGUGUUCUUCUUUCCAAAGAGCUGACGUGAUUGUAAAAAGAAAGGACAGUGCUAUGAUUAUCGUUAUCUACUUUAUAAGAGAGUAUUUUAUUCGAGAGGAGUAUCGAAUCGCUUUUACUUAUAGCGUAAGUCGAUUAGAAAGCUUUUCCAAUUCUCCCCAUAGCAUACUUUGCAUCGUUCACAAAGAUGGUAAAUCUUAUAAACAAGACAAAUAGCAAUACUUUUACAGGAUUAUCGCUUUUAUAUCAAAAUUAUACAAACUUGUUCCUAAUGCUAAUAUUAAACGUAAUUUACUUUUACGUUUUAGUGCGAAAAAAAGUUGGUUUUAUCAUUGACGGUUAAUUACAGAUAAUUAAUGAAUGAUAAAUUUCUUACCGUAACAUUUGCGUUCCUUUUGUUCUAGUCAGUAUUUCUUAGUUGAUCUCGGCCGCUCGAUCUCAUUUUUGUUCAACUUAUCUUAAGAUAUAUAUAUAUAAGCUUUUAAAUUAAUUAAAAAAUAUAUAAUGCCCACCAGUGCUCUUAUUAUAAUACGCAACUGCUGAUUCAGGGAAUAUAUUGUAUAUAAUU